This is a messenger RNA of [Torrubiella] hemipterigena, 522 nucleotides long. The record is from the annotation of a GenBank genome assembly. Lineage: Eukaryota; Fungi; Ascomycota; Sordariomycetes; Hypocreales; Clavicipitaceae.
AUGACUGCAUCAGCCUUCUUCCAACACCGAAUCGAAAGGCAGCUUGCUCGUGUUCGCGAUGGACAACUUCCCGGGAUCAUUGAAAAGGAUUGCUUUGAUCAGCUGGAGCUACUUCACAAGGUGCUUGGUCAAGACGUCGACAAUACGCUGUUUGCUCUCGAUCACGGAAACUUGAAGCCAAAUCACAUCAUCUUUGACGAGAACAAUAAUAUCAAAUGCAUUGUUGGUUGGGGAAACGCAGCAACUGCGCCCGUCGCUUCUGCAGCCCGUCUCCCUGGCAUGCUAUGGUCCAAGGAAUCUGCCCAUGAUAUCCCCAGUCAAGAAACGCUACAGGAUAGGAGAGACUAUGUUGAAUCUUACGCAUCCCAGGAUGCAGAGGCUGCAAACCUCAUGAGAAAAUGGCAAAACGGCAAAAAUGUCGACUUUCGUACCCCCUACUUCGAGUCUAUUGCCAGCAAGGGCAUGCUCAAGUCGAUGGCGAGCGUGGGAUGGGCACUGUCGUAUGACGUUCUAACUCAAUGA